Pedinophyceae sp. YPF-701 is the source of this 2133-nucleotide messenger RNA. The record is from the annotation of a GenBank genome assembly. NCBI's taxonomy places the organism in Eukaryota, Viridiplantae, Chlorophyta, Pedinophyceae.
AUGAAGGACCACGCCGUGACGGCGGAGCGCAUCCUGCGCCGGAAACGGGAGAAGGAGGCCGCGACGCUGCAUCUGGCGCGGUUCAACAGGCUGAAUCCGCAGGCCGAGGCCCCGGCCGUAGUUGCUGAUGUCCUCGAAGAAGAGGGCGACGUCGACGUGGCCGGCGUGAUCCGCGACCUGGCCCAACGGGGCCCCAUAGACCUGGCGUGGGCCGUGUUCGAGCACGCCUGCGAGGUCCGCGGCCGGCCGCAGCCGAUCGAAGUGUACGAGGCAGCCAUCCACGCCUGCGCCAGCAACUUCCAGCCCCGACGGUGCCUCCAGGCCUACCAAAUGAUGCUCGAGGACGAGCACACCCCGACGACCCUCGAGUGCCCGAACCUCGCCAUCCACAGCUGCGCGCACUUUGGGCUGCUGGAGGGCUGCAUGGCGAUCUACAAGGGCCUCUCCGCGCUCGACCUGACGCCCAACUCGUUCACCUUCCAGGGCGUGCUCACGGCGUGCUCCGCGCGCGGCCGCGGGUGGUACCGCGAGGCGCUGUCCGUAGUGGAGGACAUGCGGCAGGUGCUGGCUCCGGUGCAGGAGGAGGUGUCGCGGGGCGGCGAGGAGGCGGAGGGCGCGAGGGACGGCGGGAGCAGCCGCGUGCUGGUGGACCUGGAGCGGAUGGUGUUCGACGCGUGUCUGGGCGCGGUGCGCAAGUGCCAGACACUGCAGCAGGCGCUGGAGGUGUUCGAGGCGAUGGAGGAGGUGGGGCUGGAGGAGGACCCGCGCGUGCUGCUCGCGGUGGUGCGGACGUGCGGGAAGUACCGGCAGCACUCGGCGGCGCUGGACUUUUUCGGGCAGGCGGCGGGGCGCGGGGUGGCGGCGGGCACGGAGGUGUACAACAGGCUGAUCGAGGCGUGCGUGCGCGGGGGCGACGUCGAGAGCGCGCUCGAGGUGUUCGAGUGGAUGGUCGAGGGCUACGGGAACAGCGGCGUGCCGGUGCCGGCCACCACGGAGACCUACAACCAGCUCCUGCGCGGGUGCCACCAGGCGGGGAAGUUCGAGCGCGGCCUCGAGGUCCUCGCGUGGAUGCAGGGCGUCGGGCUGCAGCCGGACCAGGACACGAUUGACCUGCUGAUCAACACAGCGGAGAUCUGCACGCUGUGGGACACCAAGAUCAUGUCGCGGCGCGUGGCGGCGCUGACGCGCGUGCGGCACGCGUCGACGCGCGCGAGCUCGGUCGGCAACGCGACGGACGCCUCCCUCGCGAACAUCAGGACCGAGGCGCUGCGCUCCUCCGAGGCCAACUGCAUGCGCAUGCUGUACCUGAGUCAGCCCUCGUCCGUCGCAGCCGACCACCUCCUCGCCACGCGCAAGCUCGGCAUCGACUUCUGGGCGCCCGUCGGCCUCCGCCCCGCCGCGUGCGGGCCCACGGAGGAGGACCUCCGGGAGGAACAGGCCCGCUUGGAUCGCGAGGCGCGGGAGCGGGUGAAACUCGCCGUCGCGGAGACGCUCGGGUUCCCGUCGCCGGAGCACCUGCCGCCCCUCGCGGCCUCGGAGUCGCAGUUCGACCUGGCGCGCACGGCCAGCGCGCGGGGCCGCAAGCGCAGCGAGACGGCCAAGCGCACAGUGCGGGGCGCCGGCAUGCCCACGGGGGCGCCGAGCGCCACGCCGCUCCCGGCGCGGCGCAAGCUGUUGCCGCCGUUCUACAUGGGCCGCGACCCGCGCCCGGAGCAGGAGAACCGGUACCGGAGCUUCUAUGCGGCACCGCGGCACGGUGUGUCGGUGCCGGAGGGCGGGCGUUCCGGGCAGCAGCCGUCGACGCGGAGGAGCUCGAUGGCGCGGUCCCGGGCGGGGACGGAGCAAGAGGACGCGUGGGCGCCGGGCUCGCCGACACGUGGGGACAUGGGGGGUGUUCCUGGUAUGACGUCGCUGCAGCAGUUUUUCAAACAGGAGUCCGGGCAGGCGAAUACGCCGCUGGCGAGGACGCUGCAGGACGUGGAGCAGUCGCAGCUGGACGCGGCGAUGAAGGUGCUCGGGUCGCCCACGCGCGAACACUCGCGGCGGGGGUCUCUGGCGCGCGUGGGCCCGGAGGCGCCGCAGCCCAAGGCGGUGGACAUGUCGAACUCGCUCGGGGGCCCGCGCGUGUUCUGA